Molecule: messenger RNA, 1098 nt
Organism: Symbiodinium sp. CCMP2456
Lineage: Eukaryota; Dinophyceae; Suessiales; Symbiodiniaceae
Source: the annotation of a GenBank genome assembly
AUGCUUUGUGUCGUAGUGCGGAGUGCAGCCUGCCGCAGAAGUGUGUCCACACUGUCGACGCCAGCGACGCCAUGGCCCAGGUGGAAGGAACCCUUCGGAGACCGGCGCCCAGCAGGCCGCCGCUUUUGCAAGCUGGAUGAUCUGCGCAUGACAGAGGACGGGCCCCUCAAGGCCAGCUGCCAGGCGGCCGCCGCAAGCAAAGCCGCGGUUCACAGUCCAAGCAGGGAGCAGCUUCUCUGUUUCGAUGCGGCAAUCUCCUCUUGCAGCCGUUGUAGCCAGUGGCAGCAUGCACUUAAGUUGUUCGAGGACAUGCGCGAGGAUGGACUCGCACCUGAUGCAGGAAUCUGGGACAAGCUGCUAGAUGCCAUGGUGAUAUCGGGCGAGAUGGCAGCAGCUGUGGCAUUGUACAGAGAGAAUGCCAUGCUUGGUUUGACUGCUGAGCCGAAGGGACUUUUCUUGCGUGGCAAGACCGUCGAGCUCGCAAAGCUCGCCGUUCGCGUGGCUUUGUUGGAAGUGGCGCUGAGCCCGAGCGCCCAGAAAGAUGCGAAGAGCAGACGCGACGUGGCGCUGGGUCUGAGAAGUGAUGGCAGCUUGUCGCUGAUUGUGGGUCUUGGGCGCCAGUCCAAAGGCGAGGCGCUCCUUGGCCCGGCUUUGUGGCAAAUGCUAAGUCAAGAGCUCGCAGUACAGAGCUAUGUCGACCCCGAGAACGAGGGAUGCUUACUUAUACCCAGUCAUGAGCUCAAGUCUUUUGCGAGAGGAGUCGCGAGAGUAUCACAAGAAUCAAAGAGAUGCAUCCGGAAAUUGUAUGUGUUGCAGCCACUGGCAUGUGUGUUUCUACGAGGGGUGCAUUCGGGCAAUUUCAUAGCCGAUUGUCUUCACUACACAGCCGUGGCAAACUCAAGCCGCUGCAUUUCGUUUGCUUGGCCAGCGCUUGACUUUGAGCGCGGAGCUCGUGCUUUGAAGGCCGAAGAGCGACCGUUUGCGCUCUGUGAAUCCGAGGCCAUGCUGUCUCGGGGCCUCUUGCGCAGUGCUUGCCGCAGGGACCCAAGAAACGUGCACCCACAAACACACAGCGCUUCUCCAGCCGGUCGUGGCUGA